AUGGCUACCAUGCAGAUGGAUCCUGAACUUGCCAAGCGCCUCUUCUUUGAAGGAGCCACUGUGAUCAUUUUGAACAUGCCCAAGGGGACAGAGUUUGGCAUUGACUACAAUUCAUGGGAGGUGGGACCCAAGUUCCGGGGUGUGAAGAUGAUUCCUCCAGGCAUUCACUUCUUCCACUACAGCUCAGUAGACAAGUCCAAUCCCAAGGACGUGGGCCCUCGAAUGGGCUUCUUCCUUCACCUGCAGCAGCGGGGGUUGACAGUCCUGCGUUGGAAUGCAGUUCAGGAAGAGGUGGACCUUUCCCCAGCCCCAGAGGCCGAGGUAGAGGCCAUGAGGGCCAACCUCCAGGAGCUGGACCAGUUUCUGGGACCAUACCCAUAUGCCACGCUCAAGAAGUGGAUUUCACUCACCAACUUCAUCAGUGAGGCCAUGAUGGAGAGGCUGCAGCCUGAGACCCGGCAGAUCUGUGCCUUCUCCGAUGUGCUGCCUGUGCUCUCCAUGAGACAUACCAAAGAUCGGGUAGAGCAGAAUCUUCCCCAGUGUGGCACUGAGUGCAAAAACUACCAGGAAGGCCUAGCUAGGCUGCCUGAAAUGAAGCCUAGAGCUGGUACAGAGAUCCGCUUCUCAGAGCUCCCUACACAGAUGUACCCUGAUGGUGCUACCCCAGCAGAGAUAACCAGGCAUAGCAUGGACCUGAGCUAUGCCUUAGAAACAGUGCUCAGCAAGCAGUUCCCCAGCAGCCCCCAGGAUGUGCUCGGUGAACUCCAGUUUGCUUUUGUAUGCUUCCUGCUGGGGAAUGUUUAUGAGGCAUUUGAGCACUGGAAGCGACUUCUGAACUUGUUGUGCCAGUCAGAAGAAGCUAUGGUGAAGCACCACACCCUAUACAUCAACCUCAUCUCCAUCCUCUACCACCAGCUCGGUGAGAUCCCCCCAGACUUCUUUGUGGACAUUGUCUCUCAGAACAACUUCCUCACCAGUACCUUGCAGGUUUUCUUUUCCUCAGCCUGCGGUGUUGCCAUGGAUGCCACCCUGAGGCGGAAAGCUGAAAAGUUCCAAGCUCACCUGACCAAGAAGUUCCGGUGGGACUUCGCUGCAGAGCCCGAGGACUGCGCCCCAGUGGUGGUGGAGCUCCCUGAGGGCAUUGAGACUGGCUAA
Molecule: messenger RNA, 1155 nt
Organism: Elephantulus edwardii (Cape elephant shrew)
Lineage: Eukaryota; Metazoa; Chordata; Mammalia; Macroscelidea; Macroscelididae
Gene: AAR2
Product: AAR2 splicing factor homolog (S. cerevisiae)
Exons: 3
Coding region: 1-1155 (384 amino acids)
Biological process (GO): spliceosomal tri-snRNP complex assembly
Source: RefSeq, a predicted model, not a curated record